AUGCGCACCGCAAGGCCCAACCACCCCAGAAAUGCGCACCACAAGGCCCAGCCACCUCAGAAAUGCGCCACCACAAGCCACCAGCCCACCUCAGAAAUGGGGCACCGCAAUGUCAACCACCUCAGAAAUGCGCACCACAAGCCCAGCCACCUUCAUGAAAUGCGCACCGCAAGGCCCAACCCCUCAGAAAUGCGCACCACAAGGCCCAGCCUCAGAAAUGCGCACCGCAAGGUCCAAACCACCUCAGAAAAUUGCGGCACCACAAGGCCCAGCCACCUCAGAAAUGCGCACCGCAAGGCCCAACCACCUCAGAAAUGCGCACCCACAAGGCCAGCCACCUUCAGAAAUGCGCACCGCAAGGUCCAACCACCUCAGAAAUGCGCACCACAAGGCCCAGCCACCUCAGGAAUGCGCACCGCAAGGCCCAACCACUCAGAAAUGCGCACCACCAAGGCUCCAGCCACCUCAGAAAUGCGCACCACAAGGCCCAACCACCUCAGAAAUGCGCACCCACAAGGCCCAGCCACCUCAGGAAAUGGCACCCACAAGGGAAAUGCCCACCACAAGGCCCAACCACCUCAGAAAUGCGCGCACCACAAGGCCAGCCACCUCAGAAAUGGCGCACCACAAGGGCCACCCAGAAAUGCGCACCACCUCACCUCGAAAUGCCAGAAAACCACAAGGCCCAACCACCUCAGAAAUGCGCACCCCAACGCCCAACCACCUCAGAAAUGCGCACCACAAGGCCCAGCCACCUCAGAAAUGCGCACCACAAGGCCCAACCACCUCAGAAAUGCGCCCACAAAGGCCCAACCACCUCAGAAAUGCGCACACAAGGCCCAACCACCUCAGAAAUGGCGCACCACAAAGCCCAGCCACCUCAGAAAUGCGCCACCACAAGGCCCAGCACCCUCAGAAAAUGCGCACCACAAAUGCGCUCAGAAAUGCGCACCACAAGGCCCAGCCACCUCAGAAAUGCGCACCACAAGGCCCAGCCACCUCAGAAAUGCGCGCCCCAACCACCUCAGAAAAAUGCGCGACGCCAAAACCACCUCAGAAAUGCGCACCACAACGCCCAACCACCUCAGAAAUGCGCACCGCAAGGCCCAGCCACCUCAGAAAUGCGCACCACAAGGCCCAGCCACCUCAGAAAUCCAACCACAACGCACCACAACCACCUCCAGAAAUGCGCACCACAAGGCCCCCAUCCUCAGAAAUGCCCAACCACCUCAGAAAUGCGCACCCAAGUCCAACCACUCAGAAAUGCGCACCACAGGCCCACACCUCAGAAAUGCCACAACAACACCUCAGAAAUGCGCGACCACAACGCCCAACCACCUCAGAAAUGCGCACCACAACGCCCAACACCUCAAAAUGCGCACACAAGGCCCCAACCACCUCAGAAAUGCGCACCACAAGGCCCAGCCACCUCAGAAAUGCGCACCACAAGGCCCAACCACCUCAGAAAUGCGCACCACAAGGCCCAACCACCUCAGAAAUGCGCACCGCAAGGCCCAGCCACCUCAGAAAUGCGCACCACAAGGUCCCAGCAAAAAGGUCGAGGCAAACUUACUUUACAUGUACACUGUGUGCGGCAGUCCAGAUUGA
Molecule: messenger RNA, 1608 nt
Organism: Penaeus vannamei (Pacific white shrimp)
Lineage: Eukaryota; Metazoa; Arthropoda; Malacostraca; Decapoda; Penaeidae
Source: RefSeq, a predicted model, not a curated record